Messenger RNA from Elephantulus edwardii (Cape elephant shrew), 630 nucleotides. RefSeq names its product transmembrane protein 52 (gene TMEM52). Bases 1 to 630 code for a protein of 209 amino acids. Lineage: Eukaryota; Metazoa; Chordata; Mammalia; Macroscelidea; Macroscelididae. The transcript is spliced from 5 exons. The record is from RefSeq and is a predicted model, not a curated record.
AUGGCCCUGGGUGCACCGGUCCCUCUCGAGCUCCUACUGCUCCUACCGCUCUGGCCACUGCCGCAGGUGGCGUUGGGCUUCACGGACAGCAGCUGCGACAACUCGGACCAGUGCCCGCCCCAGGCCCGCUGGAGCAGCCUGUGGCACGUGGGGCUCAUCCUGCUUGCGGUCCUCCUGCUGCUGCUGUGCGCAGUGACAGCCAGCUGUGUCCGGUUCUGCUGCCUUCGGAAACAGGCCCAAGCCCAGCCACACCUGCUGCCACCAAGGCAGUCCUGUGACCUGACAAUCAUCCCCGUGGACAGCGACAGCCCUGUGCACAGCACAGUGACAUCCUAUAGCUCUGUGCAGUACCCACUGGUUAUGAGGCUGCCUAUGCCCUUCGGGGAUCUGGACUCUGAUACCAUGUCCCCACCUGCCUACAGCCUGUAUGUCCUGGACCUGCCACCCUCUUAUGAGGAGGCAGUAAAGACUGUCAAGCCCAGCCAGCAAGAUCCAGUGUCCUCCCUGAGGUCUAGCCACCCAGAGUCAGCCUCCUCCGGGAGGCCCAACCCCUUCCCUGGGGCCUCAAGCCCAGAGGCCACUCCAGAGCCCCAGGAGCCAGCCCCCAGUGACCAGGACCCCCAGCUGUAG